CUCGCAGGCCCUGGUGCCGCGCCCUAAGGAGAGCGGCACCCACGGCCAAUUGCCAUGGCAACCCCGGGGUUCAUUCCAUUCCCCACCCAGCCGACCCCCGCCUCCUCCGAGCGCCGCAGCCAACCCGCUUGUGCGCGUCCCUAGAGCGCACUAUAAAACCUGCGCCGGUGGCGCUGGGUUAGGAAGGCGAUCUGCGGACCUGGAGGGAGGCGAGCUGAGCCAAUCCACGGCGUAGAAAGUCUCGUUUUGUAAAAGCGGGAGGAAAAAGACUCAGCAUGCAGAGUGGGCCAGUCAUGAGUCCCAAUCUGCCCACUCAAUGUCUUUGCCUGGCUUUCCUGCUCCUCCACCUCCUGGGACAGGUCUCUGCCACUCAGCGCUGCCCCAACCCAUGCCCAGCCGGGUGCCCCAAGACGCCGCCGACGUGCGCCCCCGGGGUGAGAGCUGUGCUGGACGACUGCUCGUGCUGUCUGGUGUGUGCCCGCCAGCGCGGCGACAGCUGCUCGGAGAUGGAGCCGUGCGAGGAGAGCCGCGGCCUCUUCUGUGACCGCAGAGCGGACCCCAGCGCCCAAACUGGAAUCUGCAUGGCGAUAGAGGGAGACAACUGUGUGUUCGAUGGGGUCAUCUACCAAAGCGGCGUGACCUUUCAGCCCAGCUGCAAGUACCAGUGCACCUGCCGGGAUGGGCAGAUUGGCUGUGUGCCUCGCUGCGACGAGGACCUGCUUCUCCCCCAACCUGACUGCCCGGUUCCGAGGAAGGUUGAAGUGCCCGGGGAGUGCUGUGAAAAGUGGAUCUGUGACGCAAACGACACGGAAGCAUUAGGGGACCUGCAUGCCCUUCCAGCCUACAGGACAGAAACCACUCUGGGGGUCGCGGUCUCUGACUCAGGGGUCAACUGCAUUGAACAGACCACAGAGUGGAGCGCGUGUUCCAAGACCUGCGGCAUGGGCCUCUCCACGCAGGUCACCAACAGGAAUCCCCAGUGUGAGAUGGUGAAGCGGACCCGGCUCUGUAUGGUGCGGCCCUGCGAACCAGAGCCCAAGCAACAAGCAGAUAAGAAAGGAAAAAGGUGUCUCCGUACCACGAAGCCCCUCAAAGCCACCCACCUGCAGUUUAAGAACUGCACGAGCCUGCACACCUACAAGCCCAGGUACUGUGGGGUCUGUAGCGAUGGCCGCUGCUGCACCCCCCACAACACCAAAACCAUCCAGGUGGAGUUCCAGUGCGCCCCAGGCCACAUCAUCAAGAAGCCAGUGAUGGUCAUCGGGACCUGCACCUGUCACAACAACUGUCCUCACAACAACGAGGCGUUCCUCCAAGAGUUAAAGCCCAACACCAGCCAAGGGAAAAUCUAACCUGGGCCCCCAGAGGAGGACGCACACCUAUGAGACAAACCAUAGCAACUUCGAGACCUGUCAUCCAAA
Messenger RNA from Phyllostomus discolor (pale spear-nosed bat), 1421 nucleotides. It is a transcript of the gene CCN3, whose product is annotated as cellular communication network factor 3. The coding region runs from base 276 to 1352 and encodes 358 amino acids. Gene Ontology annotation, biological process: cell adhesion; signal transduction. The transcript is spliced from 5 exons. Gene Ontology annotation, cellular component: extracellular region; extracellular matrix. NCBI's taxonomy places the organism in Eukaryota, Metazoa, Chordata, Mammalia, Chiroptera, Phyllostomidae. The record is from RefSeq and is a predicted model, not a curated record. Gene Ontology annotation, molecular function: heparin binding; integrin binding.